This is a messenger RNA of Notothenia coriiceps (black rockcod), 2642 nucleotides long. RefSeq names its product neural cell adhesion molecule L1-like protein. The transcript has 5 exons. Bases 1 to 669 code for a protein of 222 amino acids. The record is from RefSeq and is a predicted model, not a curated record. NCBI's taxonomy places the organism in Eukaryota, Metazoa, Chordata, Actinopteri, Perciformes, Nototheniidae.
AUGGUUUCUGAAGGUCAUGGGUGUGAGACGGCGACUCUUAAAGUCCUAAAUGAUAUCCUAAAGGCCGUUGACUCCAGACAGUACUGUGCUGCCAUUUUCAUCGAUCUUGCCAAAGCCUUCGACUCCAUGACUGUCCUUCCUCUGUUCGACUACGGUGAUACCUUCUACCGCUCGGCUUGUAAAGGAGUUCCCGAUCAUUUAGACGUUCUGUAUCACUCCGCUAUCCGCUUCGCCUCCAAUGAUCACAUCACUGUGAUCUGCCUGGCCAGCGUCCACGGAGGAAUCUCCACCCAGGGCUGGUUUAUCGGCCUGAUGUGCGCCAUCGCUCUCCUCACGCUCAUUGUGCUGAUCGCCUGCUUUGUCAACAGAAAUAAAGGAGGGAAAUAUUCCGUGAAAGAGAAAGAGGACCUUCACCCAGACGUGGAGUCCCAGGGCAUGAAUGACGACACAUUCUGUGAAUACAGUGACAACGACGAGAAGCCACUGAAGGGCAGCCAGCACUCGCUGAGCAGAGAGAUCAAAGCGGGGGACAGCGGGGACAGCCUGGUGGACUACGGAGACGAGGACGUCCAGUUCAACGAGGAUGGGUCCUUCAUCGGAGAGUACGCCGGGCGAAAGGAGAAGAGGGUGUCCGCCGAGAUCAAAGCCUCCACUCAGACCCCGGCGUGAGGAGCGGUACUUCCAAAUCCCCCCCGUACGGACAUUGAAACCUGCAGGGAGGAACCAGAGCAGACAGACAUUAUCCACCGAGCACAGAGUGUUGUGUCAAUCGUAAUGCGUCAUUACUGCCACCCUCAUUUUAUACAGCUCCGUUUUGUCAAGUUGCAACAGAGUGACCAUUACUAAAUGCUGUGUAUAUAGAGUGUAUAUUGUACGUCCUUUUUUUAUAAUUAUUAUUUCACACAAAAAGUUUAGAGGGCUUGGAUUUUCUUUUCUUUUUUAUCUGCAUUACGCACUGUUUGUACAAAUGUUAGGAAACUCUGUGACACAUCGUGUUAUGGAGAUGGUAUAUCUUGUAGCAGGCCACAGAUACGUGGGAAUAUCAAGUUGAUAUUUGUUUUUCAAUUGGAGCAUAAUACUGACAUUUUAUAUUUGAAAUUGAUUCAUUAAAUAUGAUUUAAGAUGUGUAUAAAGGUUGCUUAUUAACUUAUUCUAUCUCCGGUGGUUUUGUACCUGAGGAAAUAACAAGGAACGUUCCAUAUCAUAAACAGUGAGUCAUGCUCCCUGUGAUGUUAAAAUAAAAUGUAGCUAUUAUUUCUUGUUUAGCAUUUAAAUGGACCGAUCAGUCUGUUCUUACCAUAAGGCCCUGCACACUGCUAUUACAGAUAUGGAAGAGAUAUACAAAUAUUCUAAACGAGUAAACAUUUGCAUUAAUCGGAUUAUAAAAAAUUGAUGUAUAAUCCAGUCACCUUUUUAACAGAAUUUGUAUUAAAAGUACAACUGUAGUUGAAUCCAGUUUGUAGAAAAACAAUUUUACAAUGGUACUUUAGCCAAUUGCGAAUAUUUUAAAUAAAAUUGCUCUUUGAUUUAGUCUUUAGAGGAAAUGUUUGACACUUUGGGAAAUAGGCUUAUUACUGUUUGAGAAUGUUUGUACGUUAAAUUUGAAGCUACAGCUAGCAGCCUGUUAGCUUGAAGCUACAGCUAGCAGCCUGUAGGUUGAAGCUACAGCUAGCAGCCUGUUAGCUUGAAGCUACAGCUAGCAGCCUGUUAGCUUGAAGCUACAGCUAGCAGCCUGUUAGCUUGAAGCUACAGCUAGCAGCCUGUUAGCUUGAAGCUACAGCUAGCAGCCUGUUAGCUUGAAGCUACAGCUAGCAGCCAGUUAGCUUAGCAAACGGUGUUGGUCCCAAAGGUUACAAAGCCAGUCUACGAAUGAUCUAAAACAUUAUUAAACUUGCCCAACAACAUCAAACUAAUCCUUUUAAAGAAGUUAUGAUGUGAUUUGUAAUUGUACUUUCAUAGUGUUUCAUAAUGUUUGAGGACUUGUUCAUUUAUAAACAUAACGGAAACAGUCCAUAGUUUGGGUCGAGCUUCAAAAGAUUUGUCAAUACAUUUGAGACUGCAGGUUAGCUUCGCUUAACAUAAAGUUAUUGAUCCAAAUUAUGAAUGAUACAUUUUCAAAAACGUCAAACUUUUCCUUUAAAGUAGUAGUUAUGUGAUUCAUAAUUGUAAUUCCAUAGUGUUUCAUAACCAUUUGGGAACUUGUGCUUUUAAAAAUAUAGUGGAUAAAAUGCAAACACCCCCUUGAUAAACGUCAACAAUGCCAUAUCCUACACGUCCCACUCUUUCUUCCAUUAGAAAUAUGCUCUGAGAUGCCCAAUUCUCUUUCCAUUGCCAUGACAAAUAAGUGCCCAUUUAAGAAGAAAAUACAUAACACCUGUGAUGCAUUUGAGACUUCUCUUGUAAUCUGGUUAUAUGGUAUUAUAUAUACCCUGUGGAGAUAAUAGACACAGUUUAGUUCCUAACACGCCUUACUCUGUUCCUUUCAAUAUACUGCCAUUCAAAACCCAAGCUUCAUGUGGUUCAGCAUUAACAUUAGCACCAUGAUCUGAAAAUUGCAAUGUUUUGUAAAAAAAAAUUCAGCCAUUGCAUGUUAAAAAUGUUAAUUGGUGUUUUCGAUGUCAUUAAAUUGCUUUACUUUCUUA